CAAUACGGUAGAUGGCGUUGAUUAGAACUCAAUAUGUGUUUGGUUUUUUACAUCCAACUUUCGCCUCGUGAUUAUCAUUCUUUCAAUCUUUCAACUCUCAUUUAUUAAAUUUGUUAAUUGUUGUUCUUUUUUUUCUUUUACACUUGACUUUCGUGACUCUCAAAAUGAAUUCAAUUGACGACGAUGGUACAUUCCUGUUCACCUCUGAAUCUGUCGGAGAAGGACAUCCAGAUAAGCUUUGUGAUCAGGUCAGUGAUGCUGUUCUGGAUGCCCACCUUGCACUUGAUCCUUAUGCUAAGGUUGCCUGUGAAGCUAUAAGUAAAACCGGCUUGGUUAUGGUCUUUGGAGAAAUCACAUCCUCUGCCCAUGUUGACUAUCAAGAAGUUGUCCGCCAAACAGUUAAACACAUUGGAUUUGAUCACAGUGACAAAGGUUUUGAUUAUAAAACUUGUAAUGUUUUAGUAGCCAUUGAACACCAAGCUCAGGAAAUUUCUCAAGGAGUUUGGACUGAUAAAGACGAUGAACACUUGGGAGCUGGAGAUCAAGGGUUAAUGUUUGGUUAUGCUACCGACGAAACUGAAGAGUGUAUGCCUUUGACUGUCGUUCUUUCACAUAAAUUGAAUGAAAAAUUGUCUCAAUUACGACGUGAUGGAACCUUUCCAUGGGCUCGACCUGAUUCCAAAACCCAAGUCACCUGUGAAUAUCGAUUUGAUAAAGGAGCUGCUAUUCCUUCCAGAGUGCACACUGUUGUAAUCUCUGUACAACAUUCUCCUGAAAUAACUAUACCUCAGCUUAAAGAACAAGUUAUGGAAAAAGUUAUUAAAGUAGUUAUUCCUGCAAAAUAUUUGGACGAUCAAACAAUUUACCAUAUUAACCCGUGUGGGAAAUUCAUUACUGGUGGUCCUCUUGCUGAUGCUGGUCUUACUGGACGUAAAAUCAUUGUUGAUACUUAUGGAGGAUGGGGUGCUCAUGGUGGCGGAGCCUUUUCCGGCAAAGACGCCACAAAAGUUGACAGAUCAGGUGCCUAUGCUGCUCGAUGGGUCGCUAAAUCAUUAGUUAAGAGUGGGCUUUGUCGAAGAGUUAGUGUUCAGAUCUCAUAUGCCAUUGGAAUUUCUGAACCAUUGUCAGUCACGAUUUUUUCCUAUGGUACUUCAACAAAAUCAUCGAAGGAGUUACACGACAUAGUUUUGAAAAACUUUGAUCUUAGACCAGGAAUAAUCAUCAAGGAAUUGGGUCUUCGACAACCAAUUUUUUCAAAGACCGCCGUUUUUGGUCACUUUGGACGAGAUGAAUUCCCAUGGGAGAAACCAAAAAAGCUAGUUUUUUGAAAAUCAUGUGGCAUUUAUACCUUAUCAAUUUACCAUUUUCGAUCGUGAUUUUUUAUUUGCCAAUGCAUAAAUCAUGUUGCAUCCUGAAACCAGGAGAAUUAAAAUCAAACUGAAACUUGUGUUAGAAUACAA
Tetranychus urticae (two-spotted spider mite) is the source of this 1460-nucleotide messenger RNA. RefSeq names its product S-adenosylmethionine synthase. Gene Ontology annotation, molecular function: ATP binding; methionine adenosyltransferase activity. NCBI's taxonomy places the organism in Eukaryota, Metazoa, Arthropoda, Arachnida, Trombidiformes, Tetranychidae. Gene Ontology annotation, biological process: S-adenosylmethionine biosynthetic process. The record is from RefSeq and is a predicted model, not a curated record.